Messenger RNA from Striga asiatica, 2715 nucleotides. The record is from the annotation of a GenBank genome assembly. Lineage: Eukaryota; Viridiplantae; Streptophyta; Magnoliopsida; Lamiales; Orobanchaceae.
AUGAAUACCUACUCUACCAUGGAUUGUGCUGCCAUGUUGCAAGUGCAGCAGUUAUUUCUUACUGCUCUUAUAAGUAUGGCACAAGUGUUAAAUCCAGGUGACGAGGUUGUUCUUGGCGAGGAAAUCGGUCAUGUAAGAAUGAUUACCUUGAAUCAGCCUCGACAGCUAAACGCCCUUUCAUUGGAAAUGGUUACUUUGCUAGCAAAGCUUCUGGAGAAGUGGGAAAAAGACGAUAACGCGGAACUUAUACUAAUCAAGGGAUCUGGCCGUGCUUUCUCUGCUGGUGGGGACCUGAAAAUGUUUUACGAUGGAAGGACUUCAAAGGAUCCAUGCGUUGAAGUAGUAUACAGAAUGUAUUGGCUUUGUUACCACAUCCAUACGUAUAAGAAAACACAGGUUGCUUUAGUUCAUGGGAUUUGCAUGGGCGGAGGUGCAACAUUAAUGGUCCCAAUGAAGUUCUCUGUUGUGACAGAAAAGACUGUUUUUGCUACUCCAGAGGCAAGCAUUGGAUUUCAUACAGACUGUAGUUUCUCAUACAUUCUUUCCCACCUCCCGGGUUAUCUAGGGGAGUUCUUAGGGUUAACUGGUGCCAGGCUGAGUGGUCAAGAAUUGGUUGCAGCAGGGCUUGCCACUCAUUUUGUCCCGUCUGAGAAAUUUCCGGAGCUGCAGAGUCGCCUAAUAAGUUUAAAUAGCGGUGAAGAGAAAGCUAUCAAAUCCGUGAUUGAGGAAUUCUCUGUAAAUGUUGAGGUCGAUGAAAAGAGUAUCUUGAACAGGAAUGCGAUCAUAGAUGAGUGCUUCUCCAAGGAAACUGUGGAAGAGAUCUUAGCAUCAUUAGAAGUUGAGGCUGGCAAAGAAGGAAAUGAAUGGAUAGUUCCGUUCCUUAAAGGGAUAAAGAGAUCAUCACCGACUUCGUUAAAGAUAACCUUACAGUCAAUUCGUGAUGGAAGGAAGAUGACAUUAUCCGAUUGCCUGAAGAAAGAGUUCAGACUUACAAUGAACAUUUUCAGGAGGGCAAUAUCUGAUGAUGUGUAUGAGGGUCUUAGAGCUGUUGCAAUCGACAAAGAUAAUGCGCCAAAAUGGGAACCCUCGUCUCUUAAGGCCGUUGAUGCAGAAAAGAUCAAGCAGGUUUUCCAGCCAUUUGAAAAAGAUUUGGAGUUAAAUAUUCCCACAGGAGAUGAUUUUAGGUGGGAAGGAAAAUAUGAAGAUUCACCAUAUCCAAGGUCUCAGCGUAAGCUUACUUCGACUCCACUGUUGUUGUCUGAUUUUACGCUAUCAUUUGAAUCAUCGUGUGAUGCCUGUAAGGUGGGCGUCAGGACUGCCAGAAUUCGCGCCCCAUGGCUUUCUUCAGCAAAAAGUUGUCGGCCCCAUGGGUGCAUUAACGAUGUGGAGUUCUAUGUCAUGGUGCGAGCCGUCCGUUAUUGGCAUCACUAUUUAUUUCACAAGGAGUUUAUGUUGUACAUGGAUCAUGACGCACUUCGCCAUCUCGCCUCCCAUGACAAUAUCUCGGCUCAUCAUGCUCCGUGGACUUCUUAUUUGCAACAGUUUACGUUUGUCCUCAAACAUCAAUCGGGCGCAUCUAAUCGGGUGGCUGAUGCAUUGAGUCGUGGCUCCCUUGUUUUGAUGGACUUACGAGUGACAGUUACGAGCUUUGAGUUGACGCGAGAAUUGAAUAGGUUUAACUCCUUUUAUCCGAAAGGCAUGAGCACGUUGGCGGAGCCGAUGAGACAAAACCACCCAUCAUCUCCUUGGCUUAUGCUACCGCCCUCCAUUGACGUGACCUUCACCGGCGCCGCCAGCAUCAGCUACAACUUCUACAGCCUCGCCUACAAUAAAAUCGUAACCCAUAGCCUCGAAGAAAGAGAAUUAACAAACCCGCUCAUGGUGUGCGCGGGAUCUUCACUCGGCUGGCUAGCUUUGAUGAGCCCCAGCCGCGAUCUGUUCCUCUAUAAUCCCAUCUCCCGUCGCCGUAUAAACCUCCCUUCCGUUGGCGAUCUUCCCGGUUACCCUGACAACUUGGCUAAAGUCUACAAGGUCGUACUCUCGUGCUCCCCGGAAGAACCAAAUUGUCGAGCCAUCAUUAUCUACAACAACGUACAUGGGCUGGCUUUCUGCUGCCCCGGGUUCAGCAAGGAGUGGACACAUAUCGGGGAUCACAACUGGUUUGAUGAAAAUUUGGGACGGUCCUUCCGCCCGGGCUAUAGGGACUGUGUCUACUCCACAAGACACGAAGCAUUGUUUAGCCUCACGAAACAGGGCUUAUUGGAAUCUUGGGAUCUUCGGGACCCUCACUCACCGAGGGCUGUGAAGAUAGCCGAGGUUGGUGAAAGGGGUGGCAAAAUUUGGUAUGAAAAGCAGAAGCACUUGUUGUUAACGUGUGAGCCAGUGGAGCAUCUGGUAGUGGCCGGGCAGGAUCAAGAUCUCCUCGUGGUGACUCAAUACGUAGUUGAAGCAUUUGAGUUUGAUGGAUUGUAUGCCGACGGCUGUGACCCGUCUAAGAAGACCAUCAAACGAGGCCUUCCGUGUGCGACUACUGAUUUUGCUGUAAAAAAAUAUAACACUGAGGAUGAGGAUGUUAAGUACGUGAACUCGUUAGAUGGCUUGGCUCUUUUUGUUGGCUUCCAGAGCGAUGCAGUCGCGUUGCGGGUGGCAGAGUUCCCGGAGCUCAAGUCCAAUUCCAUUUACUUCACAGAUGGAGUAGAAGAUGUAGUGAUUUAG